AGUGGAGCAGCGCGAUAGAGCCGUCACAGCUUCAGAUACGAAUACUCCGGCUCGGUAUCGCUUGAUCGAGUGAGCCGCACUCAGUUGAUCACAAACGCUCCAGCGCACCGCUAAUACACACUUGUACGGAGAAACGCAAGCCCGUGCCGACUUGCCUGCCAAGUACGUAGAGUUUCUGUGUAGAGAUUUUGAGAAAAUACCGAAUUAAAAACAAAAAAAAACACAAAAAAACAAAAAACAAUAACAAAAGCAAACGUCGUUCUCGCUUCUGAUUGCGAUCGGCCCAUAAUUUGUUGUUGUAGUUGUUCCAAGUGGUAACCAGUUGUGCGUGCUCCAUCGUUAAAUAUACAAGUGAAUUAAGAAAAAAGCAUUUAAUUGCCAUGCAAAUGAAUGUGUAAUUAAGUAUGUAAAUACAUACAUACAUACAUGUUUAUGAGUGAAACGAAAAAUGGAAAUUUUACAACAAGCUUUCGUCGAUAUUUCAUGAGUUCGAAACAGAGCUUUAGCUGAGCAACGGAGGAGUUCGAUGUGAUCGCGAGAAGAGGGUGGGAAGGCGGUGCUGUAACACACACCCACACACGUAAAUCGUUGUGAGCAUACAAGAUAAUAGUGAAAAAUAUCAAAAAACCCAAGCAAAAAAAAAAAAUUAAAAAUUGUUUUGUACGCGCUUUUAAGAAUAGAAAAGUAAAUAAAAAGUAAAGUAAGUGAAAUGCCGUAGAGAAUGUGCCACUUAGUGUAAAACCAGUUACUUUAGUUAAGAGGAUAAAUACAUACAUACAUUCAAAUUCAGCUGCAGCUGCAAAGGAAUCUUUUGCAACUCGUAAACCUCAAUUCUAUAGCUCAUAAGCGAAGAAAUAGUUGUGAAAUGUCGCCGUAUAUACAAAUAAUGUGAUAAUACGUGCGAAAAGCAUAUCGACCAAGAUAACUCAGCGCUGUUGAAAAUAUGUAAUGCAAUAAAAAACGAGAGUGCAUGUCUCAGUAAAAACAGUAUUCGUAAUUCAAGUAUUGAAUACGACGUUUAUCAACGUGAAAAAUGCAUUUAAAGAAUGAUAAUGAAAUGAACUCAAAUGCGAACAUUGGCACUCGUCUGGAUGUGAAACCGAUUGCAGUGAAACCUUUGCCAAGUGCCUUUAGUGCCACAUCAGCAAUAGACGAGGCAACAAUAAUACCGUCAACAUCGUCAGCUGGCAGUUGCGCCUCAUCGACAGACUCUGGCGUUAUCAUCACCGACAACAACCGAAGAAUAUGCGACAACAACCACAACAAAAGUCCACAUGCCAACAAUGUAGAUAUCGAUCGCGACAACCUCAAUUGCAAUGCUACAAGUGGCAAUAUCACAAUAGAUAACAGCAACAACAAUAUUGCCAACAUCUAUGGCGACGAACGACGGCGCAGCGUGGAAAGUUUGAAAGCAAACAAGAAUAUUACAAUAAAUACACAAAUUGAUAAGAAUAGCAUAAAUAUUGAAAAUGUAAUCAAUGUGCGACGGCACCGUAGCUCAUCCGGCAGCAAAGCGUCUUCAAAGAACGGCUCGCCGGCAGUGUCGAUACGCAGUAAUACCAUAUCCAUCAUAUCGAUUGAUGAGAAUGCCAUCGACUCCAGUGUCGUCGAUUCGGACUCGGACUCUGAGGGUCAACACAGCGGGUAUGUCGUGAAAAAGCUCGGCCAACAAACAACCUACGAGCCAAACCACCCCAAUCUGCCGAACAUCAAUAAGGGCAUGCAAGUGCUGAGCCAGACUAUAAGUCCAGGUGCAAUACCGCCCACGGCCGGCACGCUCUCCGAGACGAUACUCAAUGGUGGAGUGCUUGCGACUCCCGUACUCGGCCCUCCUAUGCCGCCAAAUUCCGCACAAAUCGGUAGCAUCGCGCUCUCGAAUUCCACAGAUGUUACCUUCGGCGACAAGCAUUUCUACGAGGGACCCGUCACGAUACAACAGUUUCUCAUCGAUAGUCGUGAUAAAUGGAAGAACGGUGAAGGUGGAAAUGAUAAUCCUGCGUUCACUGGCGAUCCAGAAAACGCCGAGAAAUCUAAUGAUUCGUCCACACCGCCCGAAACGUCAUAUAUAUUCAACUUUCGUCGACGAGCUGUCAUCAUUACCGGCACUGUGAUACUUCUAACGUUAUUAGUUGGCAUAGCUAUAGUCACUGCGAAUGCUUUCACAAAACAGACGAAUCGAAAAAGUAAGCUUGUAGGCGAUGGCGACGAUUCCAGAAAGCAUAUUCCAAUCAAUUCAACAAUAGGGGAUGAUAACGUGGGAGGAGGCAAGAUAUUGAGAAUAGUUCCGCGUGAUGCUUGGUUGGCUCAGCCACCAUCGGGUGAUCCGUUACCUUUGACCACCCCCAUUAAAAAGGUCAUUGUCCUGCCCACACGUACGGAUGACUGCGAAACACAGGCCAUGUGCGUGUACCGAGUGCGCAUGACACAAACUCUGAACAUCGAAUCUCAAAAUCACGAUGAUAUUAUCUACAAUUUCCUAAUUGGCGGCGAUGGCAAUGUGUAUGAAGGUCGUGGUUGGGAUGUGAUCGGCGCUCAUUUGCGCGGCUUCAAUUCGGACAGUAUUAGUUUCGCCUAUAUUGGUACUUUUAAAAAGCAAAAACCAUCUGAAAAGCAAAUGGACGCCACCAAAUUGCUGCUAGCCGAGGGUGUACGACUGGGUAAACUCUCGCAGGACUACAAGAUAUACGGAGCAUUUAUGUUGGAUCCGACUUCGACGGAUGUUAAGUCAGAUGAGUUGUACAACAGCUUCAAGGAUUGGCCACAUUGGUCUGAAUACAAAUCUAACUGAGGCACAAUGUAUACAUAUAUACAUACAUCGCUAUAUGUGCAUAUAUUAUAUAAUGAGUUGUUUUCUAAAUUACUUAGUCACGAUAGUUUUACGUCAUAUAUAAAUAUUCUAUAGAUAAUGCUAGCAUUUAAGUCAGACUUAACGAUUUAAAGAAAAGCUCUACAGAAAUCACAAUUGCGCUGGUCUAAUUAAUAGACGUAUGUGUACAAAAAAGUCCUGAUAAUUAUAUCCUAAUGUUACAAAAAGAGAUGUAGCGAUGAUUUUAUCGAAACUUCACAAGAUAGGAUUUAUAGUUGAUAGUUUCGCACCGUGAAAGCGAAUUCCCGGUGGUGGGAAUUAUAAAUACCAGUUUUAAUAGAUAUUUCUUUUCACAUAUUUUUUGCACUGAAACAGGCAAGAUUGUACACAUGAAAAUUGUUGUUGCUUAGAAAGCGCUUUUAUUAUUUUUUGGAGAGUAUAUGUACUGUAAUCGCUCAUUUUCGAAUCUAUAUAGACUGCGGGUCUAUAGUAUUUUUAUACAUUUUUUUUGAAUCUUCACAAAUUCUUAUAGCCUUUUUAUCUAGUCAAAAGUUAUAACUUGUCAACAAACGUUUUUUUUUACCAAAUUAAUAAAUAUGUUUUGUAGAGUGUAGAGUAUAUGUAAAAAUUAAGCUUAUUAUAUAAAACCAAAACACCUGGCACGUUGAUUUCGAAAUUUCAUAAAGAAAAUAAUCGCGACAAAUAAUCGCUAUAAAACGCAGACUGGAGAAAUAACUCAUCGAUGUUGUCAAAUCACAUUAUACACAUGUAUAUAUGCUAUAGAUAUACUAUAUAAUACAAGUAAGAUUACAGCUGGAAAGCUGGAAAUAUCGUAUGAAAUUCUCGUUAAAUUAGAUAUAAAUUGUGAUAUUUGAAAUAACUUUUAAAGGCACAUUUUGUAAAUUUUUUAAUUAUAAUUAUUAAUGUUUGUAUUAAAGAACAAUAAAAAUCAAAUUAAGCAAUCUAUUCAAAUUUUACUAAUGUGACUCAUCGAGUGUAAUAUUGAACAUCUGAUAUUAAUAAAUAAAUAAUAGAUCUACAGAAAUUCAACUAUUGCAAUUAUACCUCAGCUGGGGUUGACACAAAGAUGUUCAAAUAGUUUCCAAUAGAAUUAGUAGAUUAGUUCUAACGAGAAAAAUUAAGUCGAACUUAUCAAUUAUUCGAAAAAUUUUUUAGUUUUAGUUUAGGAGUUCAACCAAUAGUUCUUCAAAAUGAGUACAGUUCCAAUUGGCCACUUGUCUGUGCUUAUUUAUUUCAUCUAAAUUAAGUAAUUUCAAAUUUAAUAUUGAAUGCAAUUCCCAUAAGUUAAAUUUACUAUGAGGAAAUAAAUGUGAAUUCUGUCCGUAAACUUGUAUAUACAUACAUUUUAUAUGUAUAAUAUGAGCAUCUGAAUAAAUGUCUCAGAAAGUUAAAUGAAAGCACCGCAGCAAUACUCAAACAUAUACAUGUGUAUGUGAUUGGCGUUGCAACCGUUUCAUUAUAUAUCUAUUUUAUCACACAAGUUACAUAUGGUCCAUAUGUAACUGUUCAUACUCAGUGCAUUCAAGUCAUUAUAAUCAGAAGUAAAAUGCGUUCCAAUGUACAGUCCGGAAUAAAAUAAUACACUCGAUAGUUUGAUUUUAGCAUUAAUGAUAGAUCAGGUCUUCCAAACCAUCUCAUGUAAAUAGAUUUUAAGAUCAGAAGUGUCAGAAGUAUCUCAAUAGCAAUAACUUCGUUCGAUAUGAUGGUGUUUAAUGCAACUAACAGUACAAGCAGAGUGCGGUCGAUGAAAUCACAAUGUGAAAUCUUCGACUAUAAGUAUUUGGAAAAGGUAAUGCCAUUAUAAAGCACACAACUGUAGCAGUAAGAUGAUAUGCAUUCAAUGCUUUUUUAUUUGCCAAUCAUCAGAUUGCACCUAUGAUUUUUAUUAAUUAUUCAAUCUGCUCCAUUACAGAAUAUGUGCAUAUCAAAGCAGUAUUUGACUGUUCUCCAGACGUUACACAUCACCCAAGUCAGCAUCGUUUUGCUCAACUGUGCCCACCAUGAAUUUCAAGGAUCACAAGUUUCUUGUGAUUACCGUCAAUCUCUUGGUGAUCGCAUUCAUAAUUUAUACAAUGAUCGCUUUAAGUUAAAUGGAAUUGUAAGCGCAAAAGUCAUAUAAAUAAAUUACAGUUAUUGUUCACUACAAAAACAUAAAA
This is a messenger RNA of Zeugodacus cucurbitae (melon fly), 4983 nucleotides long. RefSeq names its product peptidoglycan-recognition protein LC. Bases 1034 to 2788 code for a protein of 584 amino acids. NCBI's taxonomy places the organism in Eukaryota, Metazoa, Arthropoda, Insecta, Diptera, Tephritidae. The record is from RefSeq and is a predicted model, not a curated record. Gene Ontology annotation, biological process: peptidoglycan catabolic process. Gene Ontology annotation, molecular function: zinc ion binding; N-acetylmuramoyl-L-alanine amidase activity. The transcript is spliced from 5 exons.